GGUGCUGGCAGCCUGUAGUUUACCUGGCGUCCCGUCCAGGUGUUCUGCGGUUAUUCUGCAGAGUUUCCAGAGUGUAUCUGAGCUGCUAACAGCACGGUUCCUCCCAGCUCCAGCUCCGUCUGCAGGAGGUCGGAGCGGGAAGUUUGAAGUCUGUCUGAGACUAGCAGCUGCUCCAGAACCGCCCUCAGUUCGGGUUUCACCGGGUUUAAAUGAGUCCAAUGCCGCUAUGUUGUCUCCGACCUUCCUCGGCCGGCACCGGCUCAGUCCGGAUCAGAGCUCCUGCGGCUCGGUCCAGAUAACCGUCCAGAAGCUCCAGGACUCUCACCGGACCGACGCGGACUGGAGGCGGAAGAAGCCCGGACCGAGCCCGGACCCGGACCCGGGGCCGGCAGUGCGGCCAGCGGCGCAGUCUCGGCCCGGUGAAGAGCUGCUGACGUCAUGUUUCACAGCCGGAGAGCGAGGAGUUGUCCUGGGAGCUCUGAGACAGCGGUCUCAGAGUGCCCCCCACAGAAAAGAGGUCCAAGUGCAGCUGCUGGAUCCGGGGCUGCUCCAAAUCACAACCCCCAGGGCCGGCUCUGCUGUGACCCACCACGGCGGAGCAGAGCCGUCCUCCAAUUGUCUGGGAGAUGCCAGUGAUGCAGCAGCAUCUGCAGCGGCUGCUGCUGCUGCUUCUGCAGCUGCUGCUGCAGCUGUGGCUGCCGCCGCUCCUCUCAUCAGGGCCCAGUCAGAUAUGGAAGCUCGCGUAUCUCAGUUGGCUGAUGGCAUUCAGAAGCUGUUACACACAAACAGGGAGGAUCCGGGCCGGGGGCGGAGCCUGAGUCAGCAGACACUGGAACAUCUGGAGACCCUGCAGAGCCAGCAGCUGCAGCUGCAGAGCCAGCUGCUGGAGUCAGCCAUCAAGAUAGUGACAGGCCACGCCUCUGUACAAUCUGACCGCACAGCUGCAUCUCACCAUCAGGGCGUUGCAGCAAACAUUGUCAGCAACCAGCAGCCAAGCUCCUCAGGAACAAGACGCCCUGCUCCUGUCUUCACUGCCGUGGAAACAGCCCCAGUUACUUUGGAGACAUGCCACAAUGACCGCUGGCCUGACAACACCAGUUUGAAGGACAACCUCCAUCUCCAGGGUUUGGCCGAUGAAAGCCAGGAGGCAGUGAGUAGAGCCAAUCAGAUGCUGCGGGAGAUGAGGUGUCUGAAGGACGAGAUGAAGAUGCUGCUGAAACAACCAGAAGACUCAGCAGAAGUCACAGAGCCUGCACUGGACCCCCUCCAGGUCCCACAAAUCCCCCCUCAGUCCCAGCAAAACCAGACCCAGCAAACCCUCUUCCAAAACAACUAUCUCCAACCCCGACCUUCUCAUUUGGAACAAAAACGGAGUCGCCAGAACACGUCCCAACAAUUGCAGUCCCACCAAAAACAGUCCGAGUUCCUAAAUCUGCGGUCCAAUCAAAAGGUGUCCCACCAGACCCACUUGACGUGUCAUCAGGGCCCGCUCCACCCAAUCCAGUCCCAAGAAAAUCAGAGCCAACAAUCCCACCAGUCCCAGUCGGGCCUGGCUCAGAGGAGGCCUAGGGGUCCGUCCACGCUGGAGGAGGCCGGUCGGGUUCUCCGUCAGGCCCGGAGACGGAAGAAGGUUCUGGAUGAGAACCUGGAGGUUCUGCUGAAAGCCAAGACUGGAGAGAUCCUGCAGUGCCAGCUGGACGCCCUGGCUGCUAACAGAGACUGGACAGAGGAGGUUCGGAUCAAGAAGACGGUAGACGCCUGGAUCAGUUGUUCAGCCAGAGAUGUCCAGACUCGUCCUGCUCCUCGUCACGCUGACGUUGGCUCAGAUGACGUCAUCGACCGCAGAUCUGCAAAAGGAGUGACGUCCUCACGUCCGAAGACCACGGGGAGGGGGGCGCCAGUGAACAUGCUCAGAGGAGCAGGACGGACGCCGGCGACGGGAAGAGGAGGCGGAGGGUCAGCAGCUGGACCCAGACUGCUGCAGGACGCGGGGCCUGCCAGAGCCACAGGUGAACAGCAGGCAGACAGCCGGCAGGUGGAGGAUCACGCGGAGUCGUACCUGACCCAUCUGUACGGUAAAGUCCCGUACGAUGGUCUGAGACGGACCCUGAAGAAAAGCCCCUACCCUCGCUUCAGGUCUCCUGUGUCACCGGUCAGCAGGAAGUCCCGGCCGCGGCUGGUGGAGAGCGUCAAAGGUGUGAAGCUGAAGUCCUGCAAGACUCAGACCAGCUUCGCUCCUCCUCUCAGUUUGACACCAGAACAACCUUAUGUGAUCAGCUCCACCCCCCUCACAUCACAAUACCCCGCCCACAUUACUGUGACCAACGCAGACAACUCCCCUGUUGCCAUGGCGAUUCCACUGGGUCGUCCCAAGGUGCUCUCCUUCUCCCCGUCUGAGCGCGCUCAGAACGCCACCUCAGCUCUCCACGCCCCUCUCUCGGCCAGUGUGGUUGCCGUGGACAACAGAUCACCUGAACGAGAGAUGCAGCAGAUGAACGCUAAAGCUCCACCUGUGGAUGACAGAGCUCCAGGAGGAGGAAGAAGAAGAAGAAGAAGAAGAGAACAUCUUCCUGGAAAUGACCUGUCUGUUGCUAAUGCUGUUCAGGAGGAGGCGAGUCUUGUGGGAGAAGACGCUGUGGUCUUAGACGGUCGUCCGUCUCCUGCUCCGGUUCUUUACCACGGUCCAGCCUUCCCUCCAGAAGCCCCCUCUUCCUGCCACGUCCAAAACCAGACUCCAGUCUUAGACGUAGACCAGCAACAGGACGCCUUGGAAGAGCGGCUGGUAAAAUGGGUCGGGCAGCAGCUCAUGUCUAGAGUGAUUGCUGAUAUCUACCACCCACCUCUGUCUGACCCCGCCCAGAAUGACCACACGGACCAAUCUGAGCCCGAGGAGCGGAGCUUCACCUCAGACAUUGUGGAAGCAGCAGGAGGUGGAGGCCUGCAGCUGUUUGUGGACUCCAACAUCUCUGUGGACUCCGAAUUAAUCAGGAAGCUUGUUCACGAGGUUCUGACUGAGACUUUGAGCCAAAUGCUGGGCCAGAGGAAUGAGCUGGAUGCGAAACCAGAACCAGGACAAGAUGCACCAAAACCAGGACCAGCAGCUCAGGAGGAGGAUAAACAGGUUCCAGUGGUCCCCACACCGGUACCAACCCCGGUGCCCAGUGAGGACCCGUCCAGUAAGGAGAGCACACCAGUAACCACCCCAGCUCCAUCUGAACCAGCCAGCCCACUGAGCGAGAAGUCUCCUCAGCCAAUCACAGCGCCAGACCUUAUAGCCACGCCUCCCAGCAGCCCCAAGCCCCUCCCUGCUGUCGAAGCUCCGCCUCCUGUCACCUUGGGAAACCCUGAGCUUCCACUGGACAAGGAGAGACCAGAGGAUGUGGCUCUAAAUGAACAGCAGCUGAUAUCAGUUGCAGAGGAGGAGCCGCCUCCCUGCUCCCCUCUCCCUGCUCCUUCCCUCCCCCCUGCUACUGCACCCCCCUGCAGCUCCCCAGAGGACCCCACCUCCACCAGUAUCACCAGUACCCCCAGCAGCUCCAGCAUAAGUUGCACAGUGACUGUAGGGACUGAAGCAGCAUUGAAGCACAUCUCAGAGGGAGAGCUGCUCAUCAGCGUCAACCAGACGGUCCCUCUGACAGAGGAGGAGGUCGGUUGCAGCUUCUCCAGCUCUCUGCAGGAGCUGCAGGACAUGGACCUGGAUCCACCCACCAUAGAGCAGAUCAGAGAUCAUGACCUGUUGGACCUGCUGACCAGGAUGGAUGGAGACGUCUCACUCAGAGGAAACCAGACACAUGCAGAGGAGGACUUGAGCCUGGGGGAGGUCAGAGACUACGACAGCCAACUGGAUCAGAACUCUUCUCAGCGACAGACCCGUCAGGCUGCAGUUGGACGUCAGGAGGGAGGAACCAGGAAGAUGGAUGUUCAUCUGCCCUCCGUCAGACCCCUGGAGGAGGAGGAGGAGGAGGAGGAGGAGGUGGGGGAGGAGCUGAGUGAAGCGGCAUACUCGCACUCUUCCACCAGUGAUGUCUUUUGAUCGAACAGGACAGAGGUUUUCUUCUCGUGACUUCAUCAGUCAGAUGAUCUUCGUCUUCCUGUGACAUCAGCUGAUUUUUGUCUGCAGUACAGCGCCAAGACAACCUGAACAUAAGGGACUAUUUUACUGACCAAAACCACUCAGGACAGGUGUGCUAGAUUUACUCGCACAGAAAAAGACUAAUCUGCUUAUAACUGUGUUGUUUUAGUUGCUGCAUUAGUAAAUGGGUCAGGAAGUAUCUUACUAGAAACUGACUCAUUUCCUGUUUCAUGAAUAAAUGUGACAUGAAUAAA
Cololabis saira (Pacific saury) is the source of this 4326-nucleotide messenger RNA. RefSeq names its product KIAA0586 ortholog. Gene Ontology annotation, biological process: smoothened signaling pathway. NCBI's taxonomy places the organism in Eukaryota, Metazoa, Chordata, Actinopteri, Beloniformes, Belonidae. Gene Ontology annotation, cellular component: ciliary basal body; centriole. The record is from RefSeq and is a predicted model, not a curated record.